AUGCCCGCGGGCCGUGACCGCGCCACCAAGAAGUUUGCAGAAUGCACACUCUUCACGGCGGUGGUCAUUGCCGUGUUCUCCAUGCUGGAGAUGAUGUUUGGGCAGGUCGGGGUUGGCGAAGCCCCGGCUAUGCCAAUGCAAUCGCAGGACUUGAUCAUGAGGUCACUACAACAGCGAGCUGCGAACGAGGUGGAGCUCGAGGACGACGAGGACGAGGACGAAGAAGAGGAGGAGAUGCUCAGUCAAGAAGAGCCAGCAGAUGCCCUUCCGGACGCGCUCCGGCCGCCGAAGGUGGCGGAACCGCCCAAGGGCUUGUCUGCGCCCAAGGACGCGCCGGUGGAGGACGUCUCACAGGCCCUCUCCGAGCUGGCCAGGGCAGCGGAGGCUCAGGGUGAUAAUGAUGUGCCUGGUCCUUUACUCGAAGCUCAGCAGGUUGAAGACAUGAGGGUAGCACUUCAAGCUUGGUUGCUGCAGGUUGCAACCUUCCAUGAGGCAGAGGCCAUGGGUUUAAUGACCAAGUGGUUGGACUUCAAUACCACGGAGGAGGUGAAUGUGGGGUUAGACCAGCUCCUGCGGAAGGACUCGGAAGCUCGUUGGGUCUACUGCGCCUCGGAGGGCGAGCUUUGCGAGUGCAACAGCGGCCAUGUACGAUACGGGCAUCAUGCUAAGGGGUGGAACACCAAGAAGAACAAGGCGAGGAGCCUGUGCUUGCUGGAGAAUUUUGGAAAGAACGACAUGGCCUAUGGCAUGCUCAAGUACUGCCAAUGCCAUGACCCACCCGACCGCGAUGUAGGGAUCGAGCCGCUUCGACACAUGAAAUCUGCAAAAAGCAUACCAGGUGACUUGAAGGGCUCGAGGAAAGAAAAGAGCCCGCCAGGCCGUUGGUGGGUUCUCCUCGAAGAGUUGAAGGAGUGGAUCGAGAAGGCCUCCGCUGCACAACUCUUGGUGCUUUCUCGAGUCUAUCACUGGAUGGAGUUCAGCGGGCCCAGCAGCAAAGUAGCUGCGGGCAUUGCCAAGGUGGUGCGCAAGGCCUUGCUCGGGGGCCUUGAAAAGAUCUUGGAGAAGAAUCAUCGAAGAUUGGUCCUAGAGAUGCAGCAAUGGCUGGGGGAACAUCAAGCUAUGAACAGCUCGGAGAUCCACGAGGAAGCUGAAAAGCCAGAGAGGGAGAAGCGUGACAGCGCUGGGAGUGACAGCCGGAAAGAGAAGGUCUCCACGUGCAGUGAGAGCUUGCCGUUCUCCUUGACAGCCAGCCAGGUGGCCUUGAUUUCCCCCAGCCGCGUCAGUAGCAUGGAGCGAUCGGGCUAUCACGUGGCCAAGCAGGUGAGUGUGCCCUCCUUUGCUGCACCCUCGGUGGCUGCCUCGGAGGCCGAGCCACGACUCUGCGAACGGCGUUGGCGACUUCUUGAAAAGGCGGUGUCCUCAUGGCAAUUCGAGGCCUUCUUUGCCGUCGUGAUCGCGACAAAUAGCUUAUUCAUUGGUUUGAGCAUCGAGUGGGAGGCGCAAGAGCGGACCUUCACGCUUCCCACGGAGCUUUUUGUCAUUCAGAUUACCUACACCCUGCUCUUCCUCGCCGAAGUCUGUCUCAAGCUGCUAGCCUUUGGUGCCAGGGAUUUCUUUUGCUCGUCCGGAUGGGCUUGGAAUUGUUUCGACCUGGCUAUCGUCAUGUCCGCUGUGUUUGAGUGCACCGUGGAGUUUGUGGCACACGACCCGCAUUUGAGCGCGGGCUCCAGCAGCAACCUGCGAAUCUUGCGCAUCCUCCGGAUGACGCGGCUCACGCGGAUCUUCCGCGUGAUCAGGGUGGUGCGCUUUUUCCGGUCCUUGCGAACGCUGGUCUUUUCAAUUGUCAACACCUUGAAGUCACUGUUCUGGGCGAUGUUGCUCUUGGCCAUGAUCAUGUACGUCUUUGGCAUCCUCUUCACAGACAUCUCCAACAACCACAUCAUUGAGAGCGGAACACCCGAGGCGGAGAGCAUCAUCAAGCUGGAGAAGUACUUCGGCACGCUGCACGACUCGGUCCACACACUGUUCAUGUCGAUCUCAGGGGGCUUGACAUGGAUGGAUGCCACCAUGGCUUUAGCUGCGGUGAGCUGGGUAUGGAAAUAUGUCUUCUCUUGCUACAUCGCCUUUAGCGUCUUUGCGGUUUUGAAUGUUAUGACUGGAGUAUUUUGUCAGUCGGCCAUCAAGGGGGCUGAACGCGACCAGGAGAUGGUGGUGCAAUCAUUGAUCAUGGACAAACAUCAGCUGAAGACCAGCUUGGAGAAGCUGUUUCAAAAGAUGGAUGACGAGAAGUCGGGGAAGUUGUCCUUGGCGAACUUCGAGAAGCAUUUCCAAGAUGAGGAGGUCCGUGUGCUCUUUGAGGCCCUGGACAUUGGCGUCACAGACGCCUGGACAUUGUUCUUGAGCUUAGACCACAAUGAGGACUAUCAGAUCGAGGCAGAGGAGUUUCUCGAAGGUUGUCUGCAACUCCGUGGAGCGGCCAAGGCCAUCGACUUGUUCAUGCUGCGGAGGCAAGUCGCCAAGCUCAUGCUCGUCCUGUCCGAGCCGGAGGAGACGCUCCGAGAGAAGACCGCCUGUUUGGAGGACCACUACCUGACCUUCAAGCACGUCGACGCACCACGAGAGAUCAAGAAGAAGAGUGAGGGCAAGAACGAGCUGGUGGACUUGCGCCCGUUGAACGGGGGCUUCGCGAUUUUCAACCAGGGUCACUUGGGGAGCUGCACCGCCAAUGCGCUGGCUGCGGCCUACCACUUCACCUUGCACAAGCAGAACGUGGAGAAUGAUGCGCAGUUUAAGGACUUCACCCCAAGCCGUCUGUUCAUCUACUACAAUGAGAGGUACGUGGAGGGGAGCGUGGACAAGGAUGCCGGUGCCAUGAUCAGGGAUGGCAUCAAGGUGAUGGAGAAGAUGGGCGUUUGCCCCGAGACGGUUUGGAAGUAUGACGAUGGUCCCGACUUCUUCAAGAAGCAGCCGGAGAAGAGUUGCUACGAGAUGGCCCAGAAGUGCAUCGUGAAAGGCUAUGCUCGCGUGGCCCAGGACUUGGAGCAGAUGAAGCUCUGCAUCAAGCACGGCUACCCCUUUGUCUUCGGCUUUACGGUGCUCACCAGUUUCUCCCAGGCGGCCAAGGAUGGGACCAUGGUGAUGCCACAGAAAGACGACCAGGUGCGCGGCGGGCACGCUGUGACCGCUGUGGGCUAUGACGACAUGAAGAAGGUUUUCAUUGUCAGGAACUCCUGGGGAGAAGGUUGGGGUGACAAGGGCUACUUCUACAUGCCCUAUGAGUACAUUUGCCAUCCUCAAUUGGCACAGGAGUGUCGUACUGGCGACCUUGAGCCGCUGUGGUCCUGCGACUUCUCUGCUUCGAGGGUGCCAAAGGCUGGCCAUCCACAUGAAGAGGCUCAAAAAGUUCUGGAACAAAGUUUGAAGGCCAUGUGCGAGGACUCGGGUACUAGCCGUCUCUGGCAGACGUUUCUGGACUGCGACUUCCGAGAGAACUACUUUCGCUGGACCUCGCCCGAGUCCGAUUGGCUCGAGGAGGGCUUUGUGACCUAUGUGGCCGGACCGCAGGACUCGAUCUACGCCCUGCAGGCCGUGAACUUGAUCCGUUCCAUCGACCUCUUUUCCACUCGUCCGGUGGUGGUGGUGGUGUUCGAUGACAAGUUUGUACCGCCUGCGCAGUGGCAUAGCUUUCCAAAUGUGAUCGUCUACAAGAUGUUGCCCAUGAAAGGACGCUCCGUGUCUUUCAACUUCAACAAGCUCCGGGCAAUGAUCGCCGCUCGGGUGCUGGUGGGCAUCCAGCUGGACACGGAUCAGAUCAUCGUGCCUGGCCUCGAAAGGAUGUUUGCGGCAACCAAGCGGGAGAUUCACGAGUUCUACCCAUGGAUCAUGCUGCCAGUACAUUGGAUGUCAAGAGACGCGAAACGCGGGGAACUCUAUUCUGAGAUGAACUUCGAAGGCUGGAAGGGGCCUCGAACCAUGAGGUGGGGCCACGCGCAUCCAACCUGGACCUACUGGGCCUUGCCCUUCUUGUUGGAUUUGCUCUAUGAGCGGUUUCGGGCUUCCAGCAAGCCGGGGAAGAUUGAGGUCUGGGACCUGCCAGCAGCCUCCCGUUUGGGGCUCCGGUCGGUGCUCCUGAAGGGGCUGAAGCGGCCACGGGAGGCCCGAUACGGCUCGUUCAUGAACGAGGACGAGGACAUGAUGAACGUGGGCUUAUGGCGAGAUUCGGCCAAAAAGGAGUGGUGCAAGUUUGACUUGGAAUGGGCCUUGUACAAGGAGCGCUUUGAGGUGGCUGACAAGAGCAUGUCGGACUCCAAGUGGUACCCAGAUGGCGUGCCGCUGGCCUACCUCUCCAUGCACAACACCAAGCAGUUCGAAGUCACAGACUGGCUCCUCUCCUGGCUGGCGCGAUGCGUGAAAUUCAAACCCACGUGCAAGGACAAAGGUCGGGCACCUGCGCAGAAUUGUCAGGAGGAUUCCUCGGCCGAGCGACAGCUCCGAAGAAAACCUGGGGAAUAUCUGCACCAUAUGUGUUGUUGCGUGGAACCCAGAAUGGAGAAAUGGAUCUUCUGGGGCAAGACUUGGUUCAGCCGCAGCGCAGAUGUACCAGGCAUGAUGCCGGGCAUGCAGAAGAACCGCACCUGCACACUGCCAUGA
This is a messenger RNA of Durusdinium trenchii, 4650 nucleotides long. NCBI's taxonomy places the organism in Eukaryota, Dinophyceae, Suessiales, Symbiodiniaceae. The record is from the annotation of a GenBank genome assembly.